Molecule: messenger RNA, 3582 nt
Organism: Yamadazyma jaroonii
Lineage: Eukaryota; Fungi; Ascomycota; Pichiomycetes; Serinales; Debaryomycetaceae
Source: the annotation of a GenBank genome assembly
AUGUUCAUUAAAAAGAUCAUUAUCCAAGGUUUCAAGACCUAUAAGGAUACCACUGUCAUUGACCUCAUCUCCCCCGAGUUCAAUGUGGUGGUAGGAAGAAACGGAUCAGGGAAAUCGAAUUUUUUCCAAGCCAUUAGAUUCGUUUUAAGUGAUGCCUAUACUCAUAUGACUAGAGAAGAGAGACAAGGUUUAAUCCAUGAAGGAUCAGGAACUGUAAUGUCUGCUUAUGUGGAGAUUAUCUUCGAUAAUGUCGAUAGACGAUUACCUAUAAGUAAGGACGAAGUGUCACUUAGAAGAACUAUUGGAUUGAAGAAAGAUGAUUAUUCCCUAGAUAAUAAGACUGCCACAAGAUCAGAUAUAAUGAACUUAUUGGAAAGUGCUGGGUUCUCCCGAUCAAACCCUUAUUAUAUAGUACCCCAAGGAAAGAUCACGGCGUUAACUAAUUCCAAAGAUAGCGAGAGAUUGACGUUAUUGAAGGAUGUUAGUGGAGCUAAGAUCUUUGAGUUAAAAUUGAAAGAAUCCCUUAAAGAAAUGGAGAAUUCUAAUCUUAAACGACAAAGAAUCGAUGAAGCUUUGAGUUCCAUUAAUGAAAGAUUAAGUGACUUACAAUUAGAAAGUGAUGAUUUGAAACAAUAUCAACAAGUAGAUAAAUCAAGGAAGAUAUUUGAAUUCAAUUUGUUCGAUAGAGAAGUCACAGAUAUAGAGAAUCGUAUUCGAGACCUUGAACUUGAAUAUCAUGAAGAUUUAGAUGCCAGUCAACAGUUUUUACAACAAUUAGAAGAUGAAGAGAAACAAAGUAAUGAGAAAAAUGAAGAAAUUAAUGGAUUAAAGACCGAAUUAAAGGUGAAAACCAUUGAAAAAUCCCAAUUAGAUGAAUAUUUGAAUGAAACAUUGAGUUCUGUGACUUUAAAAGAGAAUGAAUUCAAUGAAAAGACUCAAGAAUUCACUUUAACUAAAUCGAAAAAUCGUCAAAUUCAAUCUUCAAUAGAUAAGUAUAAAUCCCUUAUUCAUGAUACUAACGAAAACAUUAUUCAAUAUAAACCUCGAUUAAACGAGUUAAACGAAGAAGAAAAGAAGUUAAAGAAUAAAUUAGUCGAAUUAUCUACUCAACAAAGAGCAUUAUAUUCCAAACAAAAUAGGUUUCUGAAGUUUAAUAGUAAGAAAGAACGUGAUCAAUGGCUUAAUAAGGAAAUCAAAAGAUUCACUAAGGAUUUAAAUACUAAAGAAUAUGAAAUGAAUCGACUUUCGGAGAAAAUCGCCGAAAAGAAAAAUCAUAUUAAAGAUUUAGAUAUUUCAAAAGAUAAUUUGACCACUAAAUUGAAUGAUUAUCAUCACCUAAAAGCCAGCCAAGUCAGUGAACUCAAAAAGUCCAUCAAUGAAUUGAAAUCUGAACUCAAUGGUUUAUCGGAUACUAGGAAAACCUACUGGAGAGAUGAAAUCAAACAUAAAAGUAUCAAAGAUUCUUUAGUUAAUGAUGUGAAUAAUGCCACAAAUAUAGUUAAUCAAACUAUGGAUCGAUUACAAGUGCAAGGAUUAAAUGUUAUUGAAAAUUUGGUGAAGAAAUUGAAUCUUGAAGAUAAAGUUUAUGGACCAUUAAUCAAUCUUUUCUCUGUUUCCGAUAAAUAUAAAACAGCAGCUGAAGUAAUUGCUGGGAAUUCAUUAUUCCAUGUGGUAGUAGAUACUGAUGAAACUGCUUCUAUGUUGAUGGAAUAUCUUAUUAAAGAGAAAAUGGGGAGAUUGACUUUCAUACCUUUGAAUAGAAUCACAGCCAAUACUUAUGAAUACCCUGAUUCUACCGAACAUCAAUGUAUUCCUUUGAUCAAGAAAAUCAAAUAUACUAAUAGUAAGAUCACAAAAGUAAUUCAACGAGUAUUUGGACGCACUAUAGUGGUGAGUGAAUUGACUAAAGGUCUUGAACUUUCAAAGAAAUAUAAUUUAAAUGCCAUAACGUUAGAUGGUGAUGGGAUCGAAUCCCGAGGUUCAUUGACUGGGGGGUUCAGAGAUUAUAAAUCAUCUCGUUUAGAUGCUAUGAAAUUGAAAACCCGGAAAAUGGCCGAUUUCUCUCGUAAUGAAGAAGCUUUAAUUGAUCUUGAACGGAAAUUAGACCAAGUAAAUCAACAAUUUACUGAUAAAAACAACGAAUUAACCAGUAAAUUGAAACUUUUGGAUGAAUUGGAGUCCAAUGAAAUUCCUUUAAAGCAACAAUUGGCACAAAUAACCAAUGAAAUUUAUAAUAAUCAUCAAGAUUUGAAGAUUUUAGGAGGAAAUUUCGAUUCUUUAACCACCAUCAAGCAAAAUAUCGUCACUAAUUUGAGUCAAUUACAACAAGAACUCGGUUCAGAGUUCACUAAUGAUCUCAGUAAUGAAGAAAUUCAACAUUUAAAUGAUUUAACCUCAGAAAUCAAUGGCCAAGAAGAUAAAUUGAAUAAAAUUGUUAGCGAAAGUAGUGAAAUUGAAAGUAAACUCACUCAAUUUGAAUCGGAAUUAUUGAUUAAUUAUCAACCAAAUUUGACUAAACUCACAGAAUCUUUAAGUUCUUUGGAUUUCGAUGUUGAACAAGCCAAUGAUGAAUUAUCUAGAUUGAAAACUCAAUUAAACGAGCUAAACGACAACAUUAGUACAAUUGUAACUGAAAUUGAAAGCCUUAAUAAUGAAAUUUCCCUCAAACAACAAUUCCUUGAUAAGUCAAAGAAGUCACAAAUCAAACUUAUGAAGAAAAUUGAAAAGUUAUCGAAAAACCUUGAAGUUAACUUCAAUAAAAAGACCAUUUAUUCCAAUAGAAAAUCAGAAUUGACGAAGAAAAUCAGUGAUAUUGGGAUUUUACCUGAAGAAGCCUUUGAUUAUGAGAAAUUUGACGGUCUUACCAACGAUGAUUUGUUAUCUAAACUUAAUCUUACCAAUAAGGAAUUGGAGAAAUAUGCUCAUAUCAAUAAGAAAGCCAUUGAACAGUUUGAUAUCUUCAAUAACCAAAGAAAUGAUUUGUUAGGUAGAAGACAAGAUUUGAAUGAAUCCAAGAAAUCUAUUGAGAAGUUGAUUGAUGAUUUGAAAAUUCAGAAACAUCAAGCCAUAAAGAAAUCUUUCGAUAAUGUCGCCAGUAACUUCACAAAGAUCUUUGAAACUCUCGUACCUUUAGGAACAGGGAAAUUGAUCAUGGAAAGAGAAUCUCAACAUCCUGAUGAAAUCGAUAAUUAUACUGGAGUAUCUAUUUCAGUAUCGUUCAAUUCCAAGCAUGAUGAACAACAAAGGAUUGAACAAUUAUCAGGAGGUCAGAAAUCUUUAUGUGCUAUCACACUUAUCUUAUCUAUCCAAAAUUGUGAUCCAGCACCUUUCUAUUUGUUUGAUGAAAUUGAUGCUAAUUUGGAUACUCAGUAUAGGAAAGCUGUGGCUACGAUGAUAAAGGGAUUGAGUGGGAAAGCUCAAUUCAUCUGUACCACUUUCAGACCAGAAAUGUUGAUGGUGGCAGAUAAAUUCUAUGGAGUUACGUUUAAUGAUAGAGUGAGUAAUGUUGAAGAAAUUAGUAGAGAGGAUGCGAGGGUUUUUGUAGAGGGAAGUAAUCCUGAGGUCCAAACCGAAGUGCAUUGA